Molecule: messenger RNA, 2121 nt
Organism: Armigeres subalbatus
Lineage: Eukaryota; Metazoa; Arthropoda; Insecta; Diptera; Culicidae
Product: esterase B1-like
Exons: 5
Coding region: 320-2044 (574 amino acids)
Molecular function (GO): hydrolase activity
Source: RefSeq, a predicted model, not a curated record
CACUUCCAUGAGGUUUGGAGUUGCUUUGUGUAUUCACACUAAGUUGCGAAGGGGCAACAAUUUAGACGAAGAAAUAAGGUAAACUACGAUUUCGUUCACAGUUCCGUCGUCGUUGCCGCGUCGUCAUCGUCAAUGCGAAUCUUACAUCAAAACAGACCCCUUCCCAAGCAAAUACCGCGCUUAUGUUUUCGAUUUCAGUUUCCUCCUCACCUUCGUAAGCCUCGGUUGGAUAAGAUAGUGCGCGCGUCAAAGCCAAAUUAGUCGGAUUUGUGUCGUCGCGGCAGUGUGCCGAUGUUUGUGUCAAGGUCGAUUAUUCACAAUGCUGGAACUCGCGUUGACGGUUUUGAAAAUCGCCUACAAUUUAAUAGUGUUCUUAAUUAAGGGCAAAUGUCUUAAGUUGUGGCCAGAUGCCAAUCGGCCAAUUGUAUCGGUUCGCCAAGGAAAGCUUCGGGGAAUAACUGCGCAACUACCGAAUGGGUCCCGCUAUCACUACUUCAAAGGGGUGCCCUACGCUAAGCCACCCGUAGGAGAGCUACGCUUCAAGCCUCCGGUUCCGCUUGACAGCUUCGACACUCCGGUACUUGAUUGUGCAAUGGAGCGAAGCGACUGCAUACAACGUGAUUUGUUCACUAACCGAAUUAGAGGAUCGGAGAAAGGGCUUUACUUGAAUGUUUUCGCACCGGAUUACACGACAAAUAAUGAGAGAACGUUUCCAGUGAUGAUUUAUAUCCAUGGAGGCGGCUUUUUAGCUGGAUCAGGAACCAGCUUCUUCUAUGAUCCAAUUUAUUUUGUUCAGGAAGGAGUGAUCGUGGUGACACUAAACUACCGAUUGGGACCUCUUGGGUUUCUUAGCUUUCCUAGCGCUGGAAUUGCAGGCAAUGCUGGUUUAAAAGAUCAGCUACUAGUAUUCAAAUGGGUUAAAGAGAAUAUUGCUCAGUUCAGUGGAGAUCCUAAUAAUGUAACGGUGUUUGGUGAAAGUGCUGGCAGCAUAUCGGCUUAUUUGCAUUACCUUUCAGAGAAUUCCAGUAAAUAUUUCAACCGAAUAAUAUGCCAGAGUGGUAUUCCCAGUACCGAAACUUUUUUCCAAACAACUGGUGAUGAGAAAGCACGAAAGCUGGCUAAACUUCUUGGAUGCAUCGGUUCUUCAGAUGCCGAAGCUUUGGAAACAUUAAUGAAAGCACCAGCGGCAGAGCUCAUCAAACAUCAGCACAAAUUGCUAACAAGAGAGGAGAAACGAUUGGGCUACAAGUUUGCAUUUUCGCCGGUGAUCGAGACCUUGCAAUCCGAAGAAAGUAUAAUCACAGAAACCCCGGAGAAAAUCAUUAAAUCUUCACGUUCAUUAGAAAAACCAAUCAUUGACGGAUGCAACAGCGGAGAAGGCAUAUUGACUCUGUUUCUAAUGAAUGGGAAACACGACUUGGGCAACACCGAACCAGAUCGUUUUGUCCCAAUAUUUUUGAACACUCCUAAAGACCUUGACCGAGUGAAAUUAGGCAAAGAGAUCAGGAAUUUCUACUUUGGUGACAAACUGGUGUCAAAAUCUACAUAUAAUCAACUGUCAGAUGUUAUGGCUGAUAAUUACUUUAUUACAAGUUCAGUGAUCAAUGCAGAAUGGUUGGCAAGGCACCAGCCUAAAGUGAAUCAUUAUCACUAUCGCUUUACAUUCGACGGCCGGUUCAGCAUAACGAAAAAGCUUUUCAAUCAAACACACGUAGAUGGUGCAUGCCACGGAGAUGAUGUUUUCUAUAUGUUCAGUCCGUUGUACUUGUCCAAGUUACCUGAAGAAAGCGCUGAAUGUUGCAUCCGAAGUACAUUUGUCAAGCUGUGGACAAACUUUGCCAAAUAUGGAGAACCAUCGCCAGACCAUGACGAAGAUUUGCGAUUUAAGUGGAAGCCAGUGUCUAAAACGACUAACCGUUCUGCCGAAUUCAGAUUAGAAUGUUUGGAGAUAAACAUAAUUCCUAAAAUGAUCGAAGAUCCUUACCCAGAGCGAAUGAAAUUUUGGCGGAAUUUGAUAAACACUCAUCGAAGCGGAUAUCUGUGAUAUUAGUCUACUGUUUAACCUCUGAAAUACGCGGCGCAUAAUUAUCAAUCGUUAAUAAAACAAUUGAAUAACUUGAA